GAUUCCUCGGAUAGUCUUGAAUUGAAAUCGUCGAAUCUGUUCUUACACGCUCUGUCGCGAAUCCCAUUACUAAUAUUGUAUUACACGACAAAUAACGUUGUUGAAAUUAUGACUUAAUACAUUAUAAUUUUAGCUUUAUGGCGGCGGUGAUGUCAGCCAAUUUUUUGCAAACCGUAAACAUUGAAGAUAGUGUCUGUCAAACGUUGAGCAGAAAUUAAACAAUAGUCGGGGAGUUAAUUUAUGCGGCGUAUUAUGCUCUAAGGCAUACCUUGAGAUCUCAUAGUUACGAAUCUUGAUCAAUACAACUGUCACUAUUUCCGAAAACACUUAUGUUAAUGCAAUAUGAUAGCCAUGUGAGUCACACAAGUGUAACCUGUCAGAGAAAGUUCGCGCGUUUUGACCGAGAGAAGGUGACCGUCCCCGCUGAAUACGACCGGCUGCAUCGCAGUGAAACUUUUUAAUGUGGCAUAAUAGUAAAAGUUGAUUGUUCUCAGCGAUCAUUAGUUAGUAGCUGUGCUUUAGCGCAUACAGAGCUUCGCGAGUGUUCGCUUACAGUGUUGGCAAAAUGUUCUUGACCUCAUAGUGUUAGUGGAUUGCACGAGGAUGUUGGCAUCGGUGGUGUCGAUCGCUAACCCCGGCGGUCACUCUUUGUCGGCCAUGUUCAGAAGGAAUAGGAAUCGGUCGCCUCCAUCAUCUGUCACGAGUCGCCCAGAGAAGCCUCUGUCCUCAUUGGCGACAGGCCCUCCUCCUCCCGCGGCUAUUUUACCGCGAUCAGCAGAAGGCCCCAAACCUCCAGGCUGGAACGGCCAACCCAGGAGGCAUGGUUCCAGCAGAUUCAACGUGCAACAUCACAAUCAGGAGCUUGUCAAAUUGCCCACCAUCAAAGAUGCGCCAGCCGCUGAGAGAGAGCAGCUCUUCGUUCAGAAGUUACGGCAGUGCUGCCUACUGUUCGAUUUCGCCGAUGAACCGUUGUCAGACCUCAAAUGGAAGGAAGUGAAACGUGCCGCCCUCCUGGAGAUGGUGGAGUAUGUGACGUCACAGCGCGGCGUCAUCACAGAGGCCAUAUACCCAGAGGCUGUGAAUAUGUUCGCGAUAAAUCUAUUCCGGACGUUACCACCAUCUUCCAACCCGAACGGCGCUGAGUUCGACCCUGAGGAGGACGAGCCCACGCUCGAAGCGGCCUGGCCUCACCUGCAGCUAGUCUACGAGCUGUUCCUCCGGCUGUUAGAGUCGCCAGACUUCCAACCAAAUAUCGCUAAGAAGUAUAUUGACCAAAAAUUUGUAUUACAGUUACUAGAGUUAUUCGACUCGGAGGACCCACGGGAGCGUGACUUCUUGAAAACCACACUCCACAGGAUAUAUGGAAAGUUCUUAGUACUGCGCGCCUAUAUACGGAAACAGAUCAAUAACGUGUUCUAUAGGUUUAUAUAUGAAACGGAACAUCAUAACGGCAUCGCGGAACUCCUGGAGAUCCUCGGCUCCAUCAUCAACGGGUUCGCACUGCCGCUGAAGGAGGAACACAAGCUGUUCCUACUCAAGGUGCUAUUGCCGCUGCAUAAAGUGAAGUCGCUGUCGGUAUACCACCCGCAGCUCGCGUACUGCGUCGUCCAGUUCCUAGAGAAGGACCCCUCGCUCACGCAACCUGUAGUUAGGGCAUUAUUAAAAUACUGGCCGAAAACACAUUCCCCCAAAGAGGUGAUGUUUUUAAACGAAAUGGAAGAGAUCUUGGAUGUGAUCGAGCCAGCCGAGUUCCAAAAGAUCAUGGAUCCGCUAUUCAGGCAGCUCGCCAAGUGCGUCUCCAGUCCACAUUUCCAGGUAGCGGAACGCGCACUGUACUACUGGAACAACGAGUACAUAAUGUCCCUAAUAUCGGACAACGCGACACACAUACUGCCCAUAAUGUUCCCAUCGCUGUACCGCAACACCAAGAGCCACUGGAACAAAACCAUCCACGGGCUGGUCUACAACGCGCUCAAGCUCUUCAUGGAGAUAAACCAGAAGCUGUUCGACGAGUGCACACAACAGUACAAGCAGGAGAAACAGAAAGAACGCGAGCGGAUGCUUCAACGCGAAGAGUUAUGGCAACAGAUAGAAGACCGCGCGGCUACCAACCCCGCGUACCGGACACUAGUCUCGCCCGCCCCCGCGGCCUCACCCGCCCCUGCUUCAUUAUUAACAGACGAUGGGACUCCACUGGCCCCCGGGGCUACGCCAGAUCUCUCUUAUCAAAGGCUCGAACAGGAAUCGCAAGAAGCGCGAAAACAAGGUUACAACGCGAACAAACCGCUGCUACGCAAGAAGUCGGAACUGCCAGCGGACUCGACAACCGUGAAGGCGCUGAUCGAGCACAAGCGCGCCGACCCGUUCCUGCCCACGCCGCCCGACGUCAACCAGUGCUAGCGUGGCGUGCCUCGCACAAGGGAACACUUGUUAGUAUUUUGUCGAACUAUGCAAUCAUGAAAUACCUCGGGUGACCCUCGUGAUCGGAUAUGCGAAACUCGCCGUACGGUCGUGGCAGUGAUGUCGAAAUUUCCAGAACGUUCCAUUAAAAAGAAAUCGCUCCGACUUCUCUACAGUGGAUUAGGAUUCGAGAACAUUGCGUGCAAGCGAAAGGACGCUACUGUGGCGCGUGAGACACGUUGUGGUCUAUAUAAAAUAAAUAGUUAGUACACAUUAUUAUAUUAUAAAAUUGGUAGUGUUUUGUUGUUUUCUAUACACCAGCAGAUCGACUGCGCGGGACGCAUAAAAGCUGAUCACUUCGAUUUGGUGGAACUCCGAUUUGUCUUGCUCUUAACAAAGGAGAUAGAAAGAGACGACCUAUACAAAAGCAACGCUGAAGACUGUGUUUUUAUUUGUCCGUAUGCAUUUAGUUUAAUAGUCUAGAAUAUUCUAUCUCUUUACACCUUCUGAUACGAACAAGACAUUAACGUAGUUCGACCAAGGGAGUGGUCAUAACAAAUGUCAAAUUUAAAGUGUAUUCGAUUUUGUUUAUAAGCUGUUAAGGUUUAGAAUAAGAAGUUACUGAUCGAGAAUUGGACACAGCCUCUGUUUGACAGUCGAUCGCUCAGGUCUAUGCCGCACUGGGUAGACAAUGCUGUUGAUUUUAUAAUGUUAAAAUAAUAAAGCUUAUGCAAUUAUUGUACAAGAUUGUAUUUCGUUUGUAUGUUUUAUUAGACUCACGUCCGCUACAGGAAAUUUUAACAAAAUAGAGUAAUUAAUGUUAAAAUAAUAAAAUUAAUGAUUUUUUUAUAUAUGCAAGCCAAUUAAAUUCGAAAUUAUAUACGAAUAUAUGAAUUGAAUUAUAGAGAUUUUAGAAUACUGCUGAAAUAAUGAUAUAUAUAUAUAUAUAUAUGGCAUACCCACUUCAAUUUUGUCUGUUGCUCAUACUUGUGAUGCGAGUAGACGUAUUAAUUAUACUCAAAAACAUGUUUGGUACUAAAUAAUGUACCUGUUUUAAGGGAAAUAAAUUUACAAAUGGUACGCCUCAUUUGUUAUCAUUACUGAGGCUUGAGUUAUGCCAUCGCAUCCUGCAAUAUCUGUGCGCUGCCAUAUCGCACCUUUCAAACUAAAAUAAGCAAUCAAGCACAAUUACUUGGUUGGAAUGUAUGCGAGAACAUUGUACAAUUAAACGAACUUACCUGAAGUGAAGUUCUAUUGAAAUUUUACGAGAUGCUUAGUCCGAGACACUCUUCAUAUAUUCACUUGUAGUUUCAACAAUCUCCGCAUUGUGUCUUCGUGUUAUUUAGAGAAUAGCGAAUGCUUCCAUUAAAAAGUAAAAAACAAAGCACUGGCAAGUCCACAAAUGUCACUACUCAUUAUUUUUAGAACGUCCUGAAAAAACUUUGCGUCUGUCUACAACUCUCAACUUCAGAAAAGAAGGGUUGAACAAUAAAAAAUUGUACAGGCUGGAUGGGCGCUUAGUGUUUCGGACUAAGCAUCUCGUACAAUUUCAAUAGAACUUCACUUCAGGUGAGUUCGUUUAAUUGUACAAUUAUACGAGAUGCUUAGUCCGAGACACUCUUCAUAUAUUCACUUGUAGAUAUUUAGAGGUUGGGAGUUGUAGCAAGGCUUAUAGGCUAGCAGUAACAAAAAACUCACUAUUAAUUCACACAAAUAACAUAUAUUUUCUUCACAAAUUAAAUACUUAAUACGAAGAAAACAGUACUUAUUCAAUAUUCUCUUAAAACAGUCAACAUAAAGAGAAUGCCUAAACAGACUAUAUUACACACAGCCUCAGCAAACAUGUAAUCAGUGUUAGUUUGAAGAGAUCUAUUAUAAUAAUUCGCAAAUACCUUCGAACCUAUAGGAAACAAUAAAGAGUAUCUAUCUAUAACCUAUAGACCAACCUGCAGUCUUACAAAUAGUAUCUAGAGUUACACCUUCUCUAAACGCUGAGGAAGUAGAGGCAUGCCGUGUGAAAUGGGGGGUAAAUUUUUUUAUAUCCACACCACUAUCCGACAUUACUUGUCUUAUCCAUCGACUUAUUGUUUGAUUAUCGACAUAAUUAUGAGGGUUUUUUUUUUUUUAUAAGAAAUCAACAGUUUAUCUUUGGAAUCUAUAUUCCUCAAGUUUUGGAGCUUUUCAACGUAACACUUUAAUGUUAGAGCUGGACAAAUUUCGGGUUUAGUGUGAAAAAAUGGAAGUGAAAGACUGGCUUGGUGUUUUCCUGGAGCAGAAGUUUUUAACAAAUUUGUUAUUUUAAUCUUAACCCCUUUAUCAUCAAACUCUAUAUUAUUUAAUCUAAUUACAGAUAAUGUCUGUAUGCGUUGUGCACUUGUUAGAGCUAAUAAGAUGUCUAAUUUCUUUGUCAGUUUUUCUAGCUGUAACUCUUCAUUGGGAAACCAGUUGCAAAUAUAGUUUAAAAUUAUUGUAGGGUCCCAUGUGUCAUUGUAUUUCGGUCUAUAAGGCUUAAAACGGAAAAUAUCUUUAAAGAACCGUCUGAUAAGGUUGUCUGUGCCUAAGCUUGGCUAUAAUAGUGACAGUGCUGAACGAAAAGUAUUCAAAGUGCUAUAAGAGGCCCCUUGUUCAAAAAUUUCACUAAGGAAUUUAAGUAUCUUGGGGAUGGAUAACUCGUACACAUUUUUCCCAUUGCAAUAAACCCACCAUUUUUUAAGUGCUACUAUGUACGAACUACUGCUUAACGGUGUUAUCUGAUCAAGAAGAUAUAACCUUGAUAGCCUCCUCCGGUAUUAAUCUCUUCCUAAACACUUCCCUGAUAAGAUGCAGGCUCCCAGGGAAAGGCUGCUGUGCAAGGGAUACAGAUCUCUGAAAGGUGAUAUCAGUAAAUAUUUACGAGGGUGAAAUAUUAUGAUUUGAGAUACAGCCAUAUCAUUAAUAAGAGGAUACCGAGGUUGAGACGUCAACAUAGGAAAAACCAAAAUACCGGUUGCUUUAUAAUAUUAAAUUUUUUGAAUAGUUUUCAGGAUUAAAGAAAAGGGUGGAAAUGUAUAAAACAAUGUAUAAUUUGACCAGUCGACUGUUAAUGCAUUAAUAUUUACUGCAUAUGGGUCUCUGUGCCAGGAAAUAUAUUUAGAACAUUUAGUAUUGGCUCUGGUUGCAAUAAGAUCAAUAGAUGGAUUCCCUAAUAAUCUAGUAUUUUUUUAAAGGCUUUAUUGCAUAGCUCCCAUUCAGAAUCUAUAUUCUGUACCCUCGAAUUAAAAUAAGCUUCUAUAUUUUCCUUAGAUUUGAUAUAUGAUGCAAACAACCAAAUAUUUUAUUUGACAGUACAAAGACCAAAUGGCAUACAGUUGAACUCAUACAAUAUACUCUGAAAUUCAAAUCUAAGAAACUUUUUAUCUUUACCAAUUGAGAUUAAAAAAUAUGCAUCUUUCAAAUCUAUAGUGCACAUAUAAUUAUUUUUAUGAAUUAAACUACAUAAAGUUCUCAUAUCUUCUAUCUUAAAAUGCUCAGAUAAGAUGAACUUAUUCAAUAUUUUUAAAUUUAAAAUGAAUCUAAUUUUGCCAUUUAGUUUUGAUACUGAAAAUAUUUUUGAUAUAAACUGUCCCGGUUCAUGUUUACAUUUUGAAAUGACAUGUAAUUUUAACAAUCUUUCAAUUUCCUCUGUUAUACCUAAAAUUUCUUUAGGCGAGAAUUUAGAAUGUUUUGGUAUUAUAUGUUGAAUAGGGGGUUCUAAGAACGGAAUAUCAUAUCCACUAAUCCAUGACAGUAUAAGUCUAUCUUGAGAACCCAGGAAGCUUCUACAAUGGCCCAAAUGAGAGACUAAGUGCGGAAAAUAGAGUCUUUUUCACAUUCACAUUGAAGUCUAUCUUGAGUUAUUUUUUCCCAACAGGGAACAAAAUACUUAAGGCGGCCAGCAAAAACUUUUACCUUCAUGAUUGGCGCACAGGCCUCCGUGCAGG
Molecule: messenger RNA, 6359 nt
Organism: Galleria mellonella (greater wax moth)
Lineage: Eukaryota; Metazoa; Arthropoda; Insecta; Lepidoptera; Pyralidae
Product: serine/threonine-protein phosphatase 2A 56 kDa regulatory subunit gamma isoform-like
Exons: 11
Coding region: 604-2400 (598 amino acids)
Biological process (GO): signal transduction; protein dephosphorylation
Cellular component (GO): nucleus; protein phosphatase type 2A complex; cytosol
Molecular function (GO): protein phosphatase activator activity
Source: RefSeq, a predicted model, not a curated record